AUGGCUUCUCUUCCGUAUCGUCGCCCGUCAAGACAGACAUCGCGGCAGGCUUCUAUGGAUGAUCGAAACGGCAUCCAGGUCCAAAUGGAUUACUACAUUGGAAUCGACGUUGGAACUGGAAGUGCUCGCGCUUGUAUUAUUGACGACAAGGGCGACAUUGUUGGACUGGCUUCUGAAAAUAUCGGCUUAUGGCAGCCUCAGCAAGGAUAUUAUGAGCAAUCCACAUCUGAUAUUUGGCGAUGCAUCUGUAUCUCGGUGCAGAGAGCUAUCAGCCAGCAUAACAUCAACCCGUCGUGGAUUCGUGGCAUUGGCUUUGAUGCUACUUGCUCGCUGGCUGUGUUUUCUACCGAGACUGACGAGCCUGUAUCUGUGACAGGACCCAGUUUUGACACUGACCGUAACGUAAUUCUUUGGCUCGACCAUCGUCCCGUCGAAGAGACAGAAAAGAUCAAUGCAACAGAGCAUAACCUUCUUCGCUACGUAGGCGGGAAAAUGUCUAUUGAGAUGGAAAUCCCUAAGGUUCUAUGGCUGAAAAACAACAUGCCUAAGGAGCUUUUCGACAAAUGCAAAUUCUACGACCUUGCUGAUGCUUUGACUCAUAUCGCCACUGGAAACGAGAAGCGAAGCUACUGCAGUGUUGUCUGUAAACAAGGUUUCGUCCCAGUUGGGGUUGAUGGGAGUGUAAAAGGCUGGCAGGACGAUUUCCUCAACGAAAUUGGCCUUGAAGAUCUCGUGGCUGAGGAUUACAAGCGCAUGGGAGGAGUCAACGGGGUGAAUGGUGAGUACUUGAGUGCCGGAGAACUCGUGGGUACCUUGUGCGAAAAGGCUGCUGCUGAUCUAGGGCUUCCCUCUGGAAUCGCAAUUGGUAGCGGUGUCAUAGAUGCAUAUGCAGGAUGGAUUGGCACUGUUGGUGCAAAAGUCAACCUGGAUGGCGAUCAAUUAGACUCGGAAGUCGCAUCGAACGACCGUACCCAGGCCUUCAGCCGUCUAGCAGCCGUUGCCGGUACUUCAACUUGUCAUCUCGCUAUGUCCCCCAACCCUGUGUUUGUAAAUGGUGUAUGGGGUCCGUACCGAGACACUAUCUUGCCUGGGUUCUGGAUGGCCGAGGGUGGACAAUCUGCUACUGGAGAGCUACUCAAGCACGUCAUCGAAACACAUCCCGCCUUCAAUCAAGCAACCUCGAUUGCUGAGUCGUACCACACAAAUAUCUACGAGUACCUCAAUGAGCAUUUGAAGGAAAUGAUGGAAGAUCAGGGAGCCCCAAGCAUUUCAUACCUGGGUCGUCAUUUCUUCUUCUACGGUGAUCUGUUUGGGAACCGCUCUCCGAUCGCUGACCCGUCCAUGUCGGGAGCUGUUAUCGGACUUUCGAGUGACAAAUCCGUAGACGGGCUUUCCAUCUACUACUAUGCUACAUUGGAAUUCAUUGCACUACAAACCAAACAGAUCGUGGAAACACUGAACAACGCGGGCCAUAACAUUAAUUCUAUAUUCAUGUCUGGGUCUCAAUGCCAAAAUGAAAUCCUGGUGAAACUCAUCGCGUCAGCUUGCAACGUUCCUGUCCUGAUCCCACGUUACGUUCAGGCUGCAGUUUGCCACGGCGCUGCUAUGCUGGGCGCCAAAGCCGCGAGUGCAGAUGCAGAAGGCAGGACUGAGGAUUUGUGGGCUAUCAUGGACAAGAUGAGCAAACCAGGCAGAAAGGUCUCCCCCACGACGGAUGCCCAUGAAAAGGCUCUCCUUGCUGUGAAAUACAAGGUUUUCCUCGAGCAAUGUUUCAAACAGAGGGAGUAUAGAGGAUUGGUGGACGAUGUGGUUGGGACAUGGAACAACAAGUAA
Talaromyces proteolyticus is the source of this 1833-nucleotide messenger RNA. RefSeq names its product putative FGGY-family carbohydrate kinase. Bases 1 to 1833 code for a protein of 610 amino acids. Gene Ontology annotation, molecular function: phosphotransferase activity, alcohol group as acceptor; kinase activity. Lineage: Eukaryota; Fungi; Ascomycota; Eurotiomycetes; Eurotiales; Trichocomaceae. The record is from RefSeq and is a predicted model, not a curated record. Gene Ontology annotation, biological process: carbohydrate metabolic process. The transcript has 3 exons.